GAAAGAAGAAUUCCAGAAUAAAUCUAAGAGGAUUAUUCAUUAAAUUUGUGAAACCAAACGUUAGCCACCAUGAAGAUGCCACUAUCAACACUUCUGCUGUUACUACCGUCGAGCCCCGAGAAGACAUAACUUUAGUUCAGGACGGACCAGUAUUACUGUUACCUAUCGGUAAAACGGCUGACUGCCUUAGUUCAUGCUGCUGCUAUGUCUUCUGUAAUUAUAUAUUACAACGGUUAUUUGCGGACGUGAUUGCCGCAAUUUUUCUGCUGAGUCAUCAGACAUAUAGCGCUACAUGUAGCCAUCACGAACAGAACACAUUUAAACUCAUAUUGGAUACGUGCAUAAAUUGGAUGAUUAAUAAAUGCCUCAAAGACUUCCUUCCUUCACUCUUGGUUCUCUAACCGGAAUCUGGUUCAUACUUUGCCGCCUCAACCAGUUAAAUUUUGAGAGCAACAUAAAGCCAGAAUGGACCCAGCAGUAAGUGAUGCAGAGACAACAGAAAGACCUUGCAGCAGGACAAAUCUGCCACCUCAGCUGGAUGAAUAUGAGGUUGGAUACCAGGGGACCCUCCUCCUAAAGCUUCUACCUCCUGUCCUAGCCAGCAUGGAAGCAGUUCCAGGAAGACGUCUCAUAGCGACACCAUCUCUCAUUCCAGGACCAGCAGGCGUUCAGUUACCUCAUGAGGCCUUUACCUACAGAGCUCUCUAUGUUCCAGACUGCUGCUUUGGAGUAAGAAUUUAGCAGAGGCAGUUUGACAGUCUCAGGCAACAGGUAGAGGAAGAUUCACUUGCAGACAGGGAAUAUCAGUGGCUGCAGAAACAAGUUAAAGAAGCUCAGUGCAUCCAGGAGGAGGCUCUCACAGCAAAGGAGACUUUGUCCAAACAUCUAGAAAGACAAAAAAGCUGCAAGAAGCAGAGACUGAGCUAGAGGUAGCGAAGCUCGUAUCAUACAUGCUUACUUUAGACUCUGGCUCAUCCACUCAUCCAAUCCCUUCAGGCUCACCAGUUGGCUCUUUGGAUCCCACUCAACUUAUUCAUAGCAGCCCAGCUGUGUGUCCACAGUCUUCCUCCUUGCAUCAGCAGCUCUCCUCCCAAUUCCUAGUGUUGGCACUGCAGCCCAUCACAGCCACACUUACAAGUCCAUAUGUGAUACAACAGGCAUUAUUCCCUCCAGUGACACCGCGUGCUCAUCCAGUGCAGCCUCCAGUUACCGGCCAGCGGAUAUCAGCCCUGUCACCUCAUGCUCCAAGCUUUACUCAACCAUCCUCAUUCGUGCACCUCCCCCACACUGGGCAUUCUGCAUACCCGGGUACAGAGCUACUGUUCGCCUCGGCUUAUGGCAUCCCACAACCUAAGCUCCCAGUGUUUGAAAGUGGUAAUGAGAGUGACUUCGCCUUGUUCAAAUUGGUAUUGGACAAUUUGUUGAGUAACCACAGCUAUCUUAGUGAGCAAUACAAAUACCAUGUCUUGUUAAGACAUUUGAAACAUCCCAGUGCUCAGCAGCAAUCUAAAUCCUACAUGUACCAUCCGCAUCCAUACUCUGCUGCCCUGCAGGCACUUCAAGAUAAGUACGGGCAGACACAACAACUUGUGCAAUCAGAGCUGGGCUCCAUCAUGAACAGUCCGUCACUUAAACUGGGUGAUGCAAAUGCCUUUGAUUCCUUUGCACUUUCUAUACAAUCAUUAGUUGGCAUGCUGAGGACUCUGAACAAUCUACGCUCUGUUGAGAUCCUUGAGCCUACCAUGAGGAACAUUUACAAAACUUUGACAUGUCAGUACGACCCCUUGGGGUUCAUUAUCCCAUUCACAACAAGAGCCAAAGUCAUUAUCCAAGACCUCUGGAAGCACAACCUUGGUUGGGAUGACCCCAUAGAGCCAUUACCUUUAAGAGAGAAGUGGCUCGCUUGGGUAGCCGAACUUCCAACUUCCUCAGCUGCAGUUCUCUCGAGCAUACACCCCAGCCUCUGCGGACAAUCCUUCAGCCAUUCGAGAGCUUCAUGCCUUUAACUAUGCCACGGAAAGAGCCUAUGGUUCUGUUGCUUACUUUCGCACCACAGUUGAGCAAGGACAAGUUAUUGUAAACUUUGUCUUGGCCAGAUCAAGAGUGGCUCCUCGUAAUUUUUUGUCUAUGCCUCGUUGGAUGCCCAGUUGGCCAAGGUGAUCCGAGCGGAGUUGACCUUACCUAUCCACAGGGUCACUUUUUGGUACGACUCUACCACUGUGUUAAAAUGGCUGACAUCGGAGCCCUGCCGAUACAAAGUGUUUGUGGGGAUACACAUGGCAGAGAUACAGACUCUAACAAAGAUGGCUGAAUGGAGAUACAGUAUGUGGAUAUGGGUCAUAACCAAAAGUUGGCAAGCCCUCAUCAGUGGAGUUUAGGACCAGCCUUUAUGAUUCAGCCACCCGACCAUUGGCCAUCCAUGCCUAAAACUGAAGAAAAACCUGAUUGCAGUGAAAUAAAGAAGUCUGCCUUUAUUGGAAAUGUUUCAGUACCUAGCAAUCCUCUUCCUGAUCCAGUUCAAUUCCACAAAUGGCAAGAGCUUGUCCAGUCCACUGUUAGAUCCCUGCAUGGGGUGGCUGCAACAAACACUGACCAUCCUAAGGAGGUCUUCGAUUACAUUAAGGUGGAGAAGCUUCUUCUGGCACGGGCUCAAAUGGAUUCAUUUCUUACUGAGGUCAUGGCUUUAAAGACUGGACAUCCUAUUCCACAUAAGUCGUUUUGUCUCACUUGCCCCUGAGUAUGAUGAUGCCACUGGUCUUAAUAGAGUGGGUGGAAGGCUACGGCAUGCCAGUGACCUCGACCUAGAGGCCAUAAACCCAAUUGUGUUAGACCCUAGGUGCUAGACCCUAGGAGCCACCAAGCUGCUAAUUAAAGACACUGAUCAGCGACUCCUUCACCCUGGCUCAGAACGGGUUCUAGCUGAACUGCGGCGCCAGUAUUGGGUACUCGGAGGCAGAGAAGCAGUUCGUAAACACAGACUUUAAUCUUUUUACUCCACUUUCAGAGACUUAUUUUGUGUGGGAGUGUGACUUCCUCCUAUUCACAGAAGUCCAUGUAAGUGUUUGUUAUAGAUUUUGUGUGUGUAUGCCUUCAAUCAUCUUUGCAUCUGAAACACUUUUUAUUGAUUGAUUUAUCGUUAUGGACUUGGCUAAGAGAGAAGACAUAUUUUAUUUAAUUGUCUUGUUCUGGCUUGUUUGCAGUGUCACUUCCACUUCUGCCA
Messenger RNA from Triplophysa dalaica, 3220 nucleotides. RefSeq lists its product as uncharacterized. The transcript is spliced from 4 exons. The coding region runs from base 951 to 2006 and encodes 351 amino acids. The record is from RefSeq and is a predicted model, not a curated record. Lineage: Eukaryota; Metazoa; Chordata; Actinopteri; Cypriniformes; Nemacheilidae.